AUGGUCAGCCCGGCAACUGCAACGGUUGGUCGCCCAGUCACUCCCUCUGUCGGUGCUUAUGACUUAGUGGGCCAAAGUCCAUUAACCCCAAGGUAUGACCAGUUGGCGAUUGUGAGAUUGUGCGAUGAGGACAUGCGCAGAAUCGGUGUAGAGGUGGCAAAAGGAAUAAAUAUCUGGCUGGCGAAGAGUGAGAGGACGAAGAAUGAGAGGAUGAAGAGUGAGAGGAUGAAGAGUGAGAGGAUGAAGAGUGAGAGGGUGAAGAGGGCAAAAACGGGAGGCAUUCUGAAGAGCCAGAUGGGAGGCAAGAAGAAAGUACAUUUCGACCAAGCAUCAUCAUCAUCAUCAUCAUCUUCGGAGAGAAAUCUUGGUGUAUCUGGCGAUGCGUUUUCUUCCCUCUCCUCGUCCGAUUCAUCGUCGAUGACUAACAACUUAGCAGCGAAACAAUCGGGCGCGUGGCAAUGCUGUAACAUGUUGAACAAGAAGCAACCCAGUAAGCCUAUCGCACAAUCCGUCCCACUGUCUAUUACACCACCGUCUCUUACACCUACACCAGCCGUGAAGAAAGGCUCGGCAAAUACUGGUACGACUCUCAAGCUACAUAAGGCAGUAUCAACAACUGAUUGUGAACCGUUUAGAGCUACCAAAUCUAUAGCACAUCCCGGAUAUGUCCCCGGAUAUGUCCCACCCCAACAUAACCACUUAUACCAGAAUGAACACCCAAAAGCGGAUGACGACGAAAAUCGAACCUGGACAAUGCUGAAACUCUUCGGGAAUAAUUGUUGCAGCUACACUCCCAGCGCACUGAGCGACAAACAACGAGCGGAAGAUGCUUUAAGGACCCGAGCUCAAUUAGGCAUAAUAAGAUUUGACGCCAAAACGCAAUUAGUCGAUAAUUUGGUAAAAAACAAUGUUCCCCAAAACAUCAAUUGGUUUUGGUAA
Messenger RNA from Gregarina niphandrodes, 939 nucleotides. RefSeq lists its product as hypothetical. The record is from RefSeq and is a predicted model, not a curated record. The transcript has a single exon. The coding region runs from base 1 to 939 and encodes 312 amino acids. Lineage: Eukaryota; Apicomplexa; Conoidasida; Eugregarinorida; Gregarinidae.